AUGUAUAUUCCAGCGCACAAAUCAUUGCUGGCGAUUAGGAGCCCUGUGUUUUUCGCAAUGUUUUGUGGAGAAAUGGCAGACGCAGAGACAAACGAAAUUUAUUUGCCUGACUGUGAGUAUCAAAGUCUUUUGGAGUUUUUCCGUUUCAUUUACACCGAUCAAGUUUGCCUCACUGGCCGCACCAUUAUGCAAGUGUUGUAUCUUGCAGAGAAAUACAUGAUUCCAAACCUUCUCGUAGACUGCAUAGGAUAUAUUUUAAAAAUACUGGACCACUCAAACGUUCUUUGUGUUUUAAAACACUCCGAACUAUACGGAUUUGAUGAACUUAUUUGUGCCUGUUGGGAGUUGAUCGACAAAGAAACAAAGGAGGUAUUGACCUCAGACGAUUUUUUGACAAUCGAAAGAUCGCUACUUGAAGAAUUCGUUGAAAGAAAUCUAAACGUCGAAAACGCGGUGUUAUUCAAAGCUGUUGAUUGCUGGGCAAAGCAAGAAUGUCUCAGGAAAAAGCUUAAACCUGACGGCAAAGUCAAAAGAAGUAUCAUAGGAGAUCGGAUUGCUGAAAAAUUGCGUUUUCCAGUUGAAAAGGACAUGGAUUUUAUUAAUGUUGUCCUUCAAAGUAACAUCUUAACAGAGAAAGAAACUUCAGAAAUGUUGAAAUAUUACCAGCUCAACAUCACAGAGUGA
Orbicella faveolata is the source of this 684-nucleotide messenger RNA. Its product is annotated as BTB/POZ domain-containing protein 6-like. The record is from RefSeq and is a predicted model, not a curated record. Lineage: Eukaryota; Metazoa; Cnidaria; Anthozoa; Scleractinia; Merulinidae.